Messenger RNA from Hypoxylon trugodes, 927 nucleotides. RefSeq names its product 60S ribosomal protein L35. The transcript has 4 exons. Gene Ontology annotation, biological process: maturation of LSU-rRNA from tricistronic rRNA transcript (SSU-rRNA, 5.8S rRNA, LSU-rRNA); translation. NCBI's taxonomy places the organism in Eukaryota, Fungi, Ascomycota, Sordariomycetes, Xylariales, Hypoxylaceae. Bases 134 to 511 code for a protein of 125 amino acids. Gene Ontology annotation, cellular component: cytosolic large ribosomal subunit; ribosome. The record is from RefSeq and is a predicted model, not a curated record. Gene Ontology annotation, molecular function: structural constituent of ribosome; mRNA binding.
CCUACUACGAAGGAAAUCAAUUCUUUUAGUUGUCUACCAAAAAAAUCCUAGGCGGAAAUUUCACGACAACCUUAAACGAAAAGAUACCCGGACACCGACCUCAACUCGCCGCCAUCCAUUACCACUCUUCACGAUGUCGACUGCCAAGGUUAAGACCGGACAGCUCUGGAGCAAGAGCAAGGACGACUUGCUGAAGACGCUGGGAGAGCUCAAGACGGAGUUGGGUCAGCUUCGCAUCCAACAGGUGGUUUCUAGCGGUAGCAAGCUUAACAAGAUCCACGACCUCCGAAAGUCUAUCGCCCGUGUCCUGACCGUCGUCAACCUUAAGCAACGAUCACAGCUACGCCUAUUCUACAAGAACAAGAAGUACCUCCCUCUCGACCUCCGACCCAAGCAGACCCGUGCCAUCCGCCGCCGCUUGUCGCCCGAAGAGAAGUCCAAGACCCUUGAGAAGACACGCAAGCGAACUUCGCAUUUCCCGCAGCGAAAGUACGCCGUUAAGGCUGCUUAGAUGAAUUUUUAGGCUGUGGCGGGAAAAGGGGACGCGGACGCUUAGGUAUUGCGAUGGUAGACGGGCGUCGUGGUCAUUCCAAAAAGGAAAGAGGAAUCAUGUUAUUUUGCAUGGCAUCACACGGCUUUUUCGGUUCAUAGGUGUUUACGAGGUCACACUUUGCAGUCUAUGUCGCUGCCCAAUGCAAAAAAUCUUGCCUUCGGGCUAUGAACAAAUUUCUGCAGUCCACUGGUAUGAUGUGAUCUACUCAGGGUGGAAUACGAGGCAUGGCCAUCCCGAUCUGAGAGUCCUUGCGGUCCCUAGGAAUAAUAAGAGUACAUAGCAAUUCAUGGUCCCGCUAUGAAUUCUCAAGUAGUAGCAUUCCUAGUGCCCCACCUUGAUUUAAAAUAAUGAUAAAUCCAGUGAAUUGCAACUUA